UUCAGUUAUAUAGAGAGUAGUCGGGGGAGAAAGAGAGCGGUCGGUUGGUUGGUCGGUCGGUCGGAUUGUGGAUUAUCUCUGGGUCUCUUCGGGGUUUUAUCGUCGGUUUUAAUCCGAUUUUUUACCGGAUCAUCGGCGGCCGUUUAGCAGGGCCAGGAUGUCCAGUGAGGUGCAGAGACCGGACGACAGCCCCAGCACGAGCGGCGGGAGCUCGGAUAUCGAACAGAGAGAGACGGCUCCGCCGGAGCAGGAGCGCGAGCCGGCCCAGCCCAAGAAGAAAGAAACCAAGAUCUCCAGUAAAACGGCUGCCAAACUCUCCACCAGUGCCAAGAGAAUUCAAAAGGAGCUUGCGGAAAUCACUCUAGAUCCACCGCCAAAUUGCAGUGCUGGCCCCAAAGGAGACAACAUCUAUGAGUGGAGGUCGACCAUCCUGGGACCACCAGGUUCGGUCUAUGAGGGAGGGGUGUUUUUCCUCGACAUCGCCUUUACACCUGACUACCCAUUCAAACCACCCAAGGUAACGUUUCGUACAAGGAUCUACCACUGUAACAUUAACAGUCAGGGAGUGAUCUGUCUGGACAUCCUGAAGGACAACUGGAGUCCUGCCCUUACCAUCUCCAAAGUGCUGCUGUCCAUCUGCUCCCUGCUCACGGACUGCAACCCAGCCGAUCCUCUCGUCGGGAGCAUCGCCACACAAUACUUAACCAACAGAACGGAACACGACAGAAUAGCCAAACAAUGGACGAAGAGAUACGCCACAUAAACCACUGACGCAGCGCCCCUCCCCGAACACACACCCGCCCACUAUCAAUUCUCCCUUUUCUGUCCCCACUGUACCUCUCUACCUCUACCCUUCCCACCCUCCCAUCUUGUCCUCGUCCUUUCAGAGCACACUCACCAAGUGCAACAUUAUGUACCCCCCCACCCCGACCCCCCAGCCUCUCUUAUAACCCUUUCUGUGAAGAGAACUGUCUUUUGUUCCUUGUUGACUUGAAAGCUUCUUUUUUAUACAAAGGGUAGAUUGGGAUUUUAUGUUCCAAUUAUCUGAAUGUUUGAAUUAUCCUAGCAGGAAAAUAUUAUUGUUGUUAUUAUUAUUACUACUAUUAUUAUUGUCGCUCAACUUAAUGUAUGUAUAGCAUUUCUUUUGAAGUGGCAUCAGGAACAAAUAGCAGAUACACUAUACGUUACGAAAAUGUUCGUGGACACCCUGUUUCACCCUAAUUGCUGAUUCACACAUAUACACAGCUUUCUAGUCCCGGUAGAGAAGGUCCAAAACAUACUUCACACAAGAAUUAGAUCACAUUUCCUGAACAGUGCUCUUCAAAUGCAGUGUGAGUUCUCAUGUUACUAUCGCUGAUUAAACUCCCAUAACUAGGGCUAUACGAUUAAAAUGUGCUUUUCUUAUCAGUAUUGUGAUUAAGUUUUCGCAAUAAAUACAAAAGAGCAGUGAAAACGGAUAAAAUAAGGCAAAUUUUAACUGCAAUACCUACAUGCAGCAAGGUAUAGUGCUCACCUGAUGUAACUCGCUAGACUGGAGGAAGAGCGAGGUAGAGGUGGAGUCUGCCUCCAGCUUAGUCGUUUCACAUGUAGAGUACAAUAACGCUGUUGGAUAUUCUGAUAUCGAUGUGGAAAGCAAAUAUCGUACGUUUUUUCUGUGCUUUUUGCUUGGUUGCACACAUUUUUCCCAGUGUAAAGAUCAAGUUAUGCUUCUGCGUCAAAGCUACACUGUAUCCUACAUACAUCCCAUCUUUUGCCCAUGUUGUGCAAGUCAUAAGGACAUGCCAGUUAACUAGAAAAAUGUCUGCAAGAAAACUUGUCUGGCUCUGUAGCACCCCCUUAUGGUAACACACAGAUGUCAGAUAAUGCAGCUCAUACUGGUAUUGGUUAUAAAAUGUGUCAUCACAUUUUUUUUUCACGUUUUAAACGUGCAAACCCCAGUCUGCAUACCUUGAAUCAUCUGCAAUCAUUUCAGACCCAAAGCCCAAGGUUCUGUUGGAUGAUGGUUUUUCUUCAUACAAUACUUUCGGGAACUAAAAGAAGUACGAGUUCCUUGAGUUUUUUUUUUUAGGAAUUCUUCGGUUUAAAACUGUGGAGGAACUUCUUUAGGUGCUUAGAGGAAUCCGAUUUUAGCGGUUUUUCAUUCGUCAGCACUCAAAAAGUAUUUUCCUAAAGGAUCUUCAGGACACCUUGAGAACUUCCUCCGCAGUUUCAAAUUGAAGAACCCCUUAAAAUUCCCCAAGAAACUCAAGUACAACUUGAGUAAAGUAAGUGGUGAUCAUCCAAUCAAUAAUGUUGACUGACCUCUCUCUAUCUCUAAAUCCUCACAGCAGUGCUAGCCCAAAAUCUCAAAUCUCUAGUUAAAGGCCUUUAUUGGACAGUAGACAGUUACUCCAACAAAAGAUUGUUUUUUUUCUUAAAUUACAUUGAUGGUGUCCCAAUACUUUUGUCUAUAUAGUGUAUAUAAACCACACUACCACACUUUUUUUUUUCUUUUUUUUUAAAUCUAAUAGAGGUCAACCAUGGUAUGUGCAUGCAACAGGAUGGCGAUAGGCGCCCACAGGAACUCCGCCCUCUCGUUUUGUUUCUAUGUGUUUUUUAAUCACGCUGUCCGAACAGCCACUGGAGAUACAGCAGCAGAUGUCUUGCCUAGUGAAUAGAUCAGAACUCAAACCUGUAUAUAGCAACAAUACCACACCUGAGGGUUGUUGUGCACCUGCUUCAUGGACUACAUCCAAUAAAACACUGUGGCUGAACUGUACAAA
Messenger RNA from Astyanax mexicanus (Mexican tetra), 2762 nucleotides. It is a transcript of the gene ube2e2, whose product is annotated as ubiquitin-conjugating enzyme E2E 2. Gene Ontology annotation, cellular component: nucleus. Lineage: Eukaryota; Metazoa; Chordata; Actinopteri; Characiformes; Acestrorhamphidae. The coding region runs from base 158 to 763 and encodes 201 amino acids. The transcript has 6 exons. The record is from RefSeq and is a predicted model, not a curated record. Gene Ontology annotation, molecular function: ubiquitin conjugating enzyme activity. Gene Ontology annotation, biological process: protein polyubiquitination.